AUGCUUGGUGGAACCACGCGAAACGCAGAUGCAAAGAAUUUGCACACAUGGCACAGCAUUCUCAAAGUCAAUGAUCGCAAGCAAGUGAUUUUCAUCCAGAGAGUUUUGCUUCUUCAUGAAAUAGCCAGCAAAAAAGGGGGCAGAGCUUCUACCAAUCGCUUGAGUGUCAGUGAAUGGCAGUUGGAGUGUGAUCGGUGCUGCUUGCUCACUCACAUCCUGGAUGAGAUGUCACGAACAGUUGAUGAUCAUGGGCAACGGCUUUUCCCUGAUGACCUGCUUGCUUCCCUUGCCACGCGUGUCGUUGAAGGGGACUACACAGGGGAGGCUGACUCCUUGCUUGGGACCCUGAACCCAGCUUUUGAUGUGAAGGAGUCCCAGAUCUUUCUUGAUAAUGCACCUGAAGUACCUGACCCUGUGCAGAAAAGGAUGGAGUUUGCAGAUGAGAGGGUUAAUGUCCUAAACCAGGAUGCUCGCAAAGCGCAGUUUGAGGCUGACACUCUCUGCUUGGCAAAAAUGCCUGUGGUUGCCUGGGCUGACAUGAUGAAGUGUGGCCGCCCCACGAACAAUGAGACGGAUGAGUACGCCACACUGUUGAGCCAUGUUCUCCACAAACGGCCAAAGAAUGCUGUGGGUGUGAUCAUAGCACCGUUUCUGGUGUCAGCAAACCAGCAAGGCUACAGAGGUCAACUGAGGACCUGGGAGGACAAGAUGGAUGCGAAAUCUUUGCGCAAUGAAUCAAUAGCGAUUCGCUGCACAACACCCCCGGCAAAACGACGAGUCCCCAUCCAGUUCGAUGGCUGGAUUGCUAUGUCUGACAAAUCGACAGAGGACAACGUCUUCGACCGAUGCCAACUUCUGCUUGACAGGGCUACUCGACAGGAGAUAGCAUGGCAGGCAGAGGCGAAUUACGUUGUGCCCACUGCUGAGAAGGAUGCAGUCCCACACGCGUCAGAAGGAUCCAGGAGCCUUUCUGAUGUGCAGGAAUGUGCUCAGUAUCUGGCUGGAGACCAGCUUCCCAAUGCAGUGAUUGCCGGGCUCCUCAGCAAAUCGAAAAUCGAUGGCAAUGCUUCGGUCUUGGCUUUGGUCAAUCUGACCCCCUAUGACGCUUGUGUGGAGAAGUUUGCCAAGAAUGGACUUGGCAUUGAGAAAAAGGUUUCCUUCAAAUCUCUGAGUUUGACGAAAAACUUGAAUGCUGCUCAGUAUGUGGAACGAACCCUGUCAAUCGAACUCUUGGAGGAGUGGAAAUGUGGCAAGACUGGCCGCUUUGGAAAUGUGCGGCCGUAUGAACCUACCCCGCCAGUGGUGCAGCCGGGAAGCCGGCAGUUCGAUCUCUCCAGCUUCCCCUUGAAGCUUGUCAAGCUUGACAUCGACCUCGUGUCUGGCAAAAAGGGCUGGGCCAGGUUCAAAGUAAGCCUCCCUCCCCAUGUGAGGAGCCGACAUUUGGAAGAUCCCGUUUAUGGUGCUGAAUGGAAAUCAUUGAUGCUGGACUUCGAUGAGAAGUACGGGCGAAACCCUGAAGCUGAAAGACAAGCAGCUCUGAUCGCCAAGCAGGAGGACGAUGCUGGGCAAAAGGUGGAGGCCUUCGAGCCAUGGGAUGAACCACAAACACUGGAAGCACUUCAAGACAAAUACAUUGUCGAAUGCAAGUUUUCUGGAAGGUGUGCAGGUACUACCUUGGUGCUUUGCCAAUCCAAAAAACGUGACGGUGUUGUCGACCAAGUGACUGGAAACCAACGAUUCAAACUCUUCAUGGUGGCCCAUUGCAAGGUUACAGUUCCUGGGAUGGACUUUCAGAUUGCCCAUGGCCCUUCCAAGUUUGUGAAGCCAGAGAAAGUGGCGAACCUCCAGCGCCAAGACAAGGAGGGAACACCUGGCAAGUUUAGCGGCUGA
Molecule: messenger RNA, 1890 nt
Organism: Cladocopium goreaui
Lineage: Eukaryota; Dinophyceae; Suessiales; Symbiodiniaceae
Source: the annotation of a GenBank genome assembly